CAUCCGUCGGUUAGUCAGAAACGAUCCGUGCGCACUAUUCCCGAAUGGCGACGAGUGUUGUUGUUUGAAGGGGAAAAAGGUCCGAGAAUCGAACCCGCAAACGUCCUAAGAUGACGUCGAUUCUUCCGUUUACUCCACCGGUCGUCAAACGGCUCUUGGGUUGGAAGAAAGGUGAAGGAGAAGAUAAGUGGAGUGAAAAAGCGGUUAAAAGUUUAGUCAAGAAGUUAAAGAAAACUGGAGGAUUGGAAGAACUGGAGAAAUCCAUCACCACACAGGACGUCAAAACCAAAUGCAUUACCAUCCCCAGAUCAUUGGAUGGCAGGCUUCAAGUGUCCCAUCGUAAGGGACUACCUCAUGUUAUCUACUGCCGAUUGUGGCGUUGGCCUGAUUUACAAAGUCAUCAUGAAUUGAGAGCAGUAGAAAAUUGUGAAUUUGCUUUUAAUUUGAAGCGUGACGAAGUAUGUAUCAACCCAUAUCAUUAUCUGCGGAUUGAGACACCAGCACUUCCUCCUAUUUUGGUGCCUAGACAAUCUGGAGAUAUACCUACAGAAUUACCCCCUCUAGAUGAUUAUAGUAACUCAGUACCUGAGAACACUGAUUUUCCUGCUGGCCUAGAAAAUCAGACCUUCCCACUCACAGAAACACCUCCACCUGGAUACAUGAGUGAAGACGGUGAUAACCAUGAACAAAAUGGGACAGAUAACAUGGAUACAGGAAUUAUGCCUUCACCUAGCCCUCCUUUAGAUGUUCAACCAGUUACAUAUACAGAGCCAGCAUUUUGGUGUUCUAUCUCAUAUUAUGAACUGAAUACUAGGGUUGGUGAGACCUUUCAUGCUUCACAACCAUCUUUGACUGUGGAUGGUUUUACAGAUCCUUCCAGUUCUGAACGUUUUUGUCUUGGUUUGUUGUCAAAUGUUAAUAGGAAUCCAGUGGUAGAACAGACAAGACGGCACAUUGGUAGAGGAGUUCGUUUAUAUUACAUAGGUGGUGAAGUAUUUGCUGAAUGCUUAAGUGAUAGUAGCAUUUUUGUACAGAGUCCUAAUUGCAAUCAAAGAUAUGGUUGGCAUCCUGCUACAGUUUGCAAGAUUCCUCCAGGUUGCAAUUUGAAAAUUUUCAACAACCAAGAAUUUGCAGCAUUAUUGGCUCAGUCAGUCAGCCAAGGAUUUGAAGCAGUUUAUCAGCUAACUCGCAUGUGUACAAUUCGCAUGAGUUUCGUCAAAGGUUGGGGUGCAGAAUAUCGCCGGCAAACAGUUACUUCUACCCCAUGUUGGAUCGAGCUCCACUUAAACGGUCCUUUGCAGUGGUUAGACAGGGUAUUAACACAAAUGGGAUCACCUCGUAUUCCAUGCAGCUCUAUGUCAUAAAGAACGACAAUAAUAAUAAUUAUUGUUCUGUUGUGUUAAUUUCUUUCAUGCAUGUCAGUGAUUGGAAUUCACAAACUGUUUUGCUUUUUGCAUUAGAAAAUAUGACCAAAGUGGCUUUAACCCCAAGAGUUGUUUUUUCAAUCAUAUCUUAUAUAAUUAUUAUAUCAAGAUGACAACAAUUAAGUCAAUUAUCAUGAAAGAUAUUACAUAAACAUUUGAAAUUCUGAUAAUUAUGUGUUUUUUGUUUAUAUUGUUGUCAAGAUUGAAUUGGCAGUGUUUGGUAUGAUGCAAAAUCUACAUCACAUCAUUCAGGAACUAUUACAUAUUCUAAGAAAGUCAUUUUUUAAGAAAAAGAAGUUUAAAAAAAAAAUAAUCGUUUUGUGUAAUAUCAAAUUGAUAAAUUGUAAAUAUAGUUUAUUAGAAUCUGCAGCUUUUUAUUCAUUAUCAUAUAGAGAUAGUAAACCUCUUUUUGUGUGAGUGUAUAAUUUUAACAUAAUCUUAUUCAAUGUGAUUGAAUAUUUUAUAUUUUUUAAAGUUUGUAGAAUUGGAGUAUGAUAGUAUUUGGUUUAUCAAUUUGUAAAAUUGUUUAAAGAAUUUACUGUAUUCAUUCUAGUAACUUUAAUUUCUCAUAACACUGCCAUAAAUUUAAAAAAAAAAUGAGGGGAAAAAAACAAAAAAGCUGAUUUUGAAACCAUUUUAUAUUGUCCAUAAACCGAAGAAGAGAUAGAAUUUUAGUUUUAUAUUUAAAUUUAUAUAUAUAUUGUUGAUUUCGAAAUUUUAUCUGAAAUUUAAUUCGUAUUCAUUUGUAUUAGUAUUCUGUUCUUAAAAAGUAGUAGUCAUCAAAGUUUCAAAGAAAUUUUAAAAUUUUAUUAUACGCUGAUGGGGUUUCAUUCAAAGGAUGUUUCAUUUUCUCAACAUCAAACAUUUCAGAACUAAAAUACUGUUUCAUGUUAAUGUUUAGAAACUUGUAUUUAAAAAAAAAAAAAAAGUAAGAAAAAAUGAAUUUCUUAAUCAGUAUCAAUCCAAUCUACAGUCAUCAGGAUGUUAGUGGGUUUUUAUCAUAUAAAACUUGAGUCAUCGUGAAAAUGAGAUUACAUGUCGUGAAUGGUAUUGUUAAAUUUUAAAUCUGCACUAUUAUGUGUUGCCUUGUUAUCCAUAUGUUACUAUAAUAAAAACAAAAUGCAGUGGAAAAAAAAAAAACUUUUUUAUUGUUUCAUUGAAAAUAUGUGGGAUAUAGUCUUUCUUUUGCUAUUACAAAUGCAGCCUAAAUAUACUCAAAAGAAACAAAUCUACUGUUAGUAUUUCUUUCAGUUUAAAAUCUGCCCCAUAUAAAUUUACAAAACAACAUACAAAAAAAAUACGUAUUAUAAAUGUUUGCUCAGAGGAAGAAGAGAAUAUUAUGGCAAUGGUCGAGUCAAGCGAUUGCCAAAUUAGUAUGUAUAUGAAUUAUGCCAUGGUUAAGAACAUAGAAUGGGCUUUAGUACUAAAAAAAGUAAAUUAUAUCUUAAUAUAAUGUACUGUAUUGAGCUUGUUGAAUCUUUCGAAGGAAAAGAAAAAUUCCAUUGAAUAGAAAAAUGUUGAAUUGUAAAUAAAAAAAAAAAAAUUUGCUUAAGAGGCUUAAUCCCUGAAGUUGCAGCAAUUGAAGUUUUUAAAAUUUGCUUUGAGAGGGACUGCCACAUCAAAUGUCAAUUUUGUGCCAAUUACAGAGAACUGCAGUAGCAGUAGUUCUGAUCUACUGGGGGAAAAAAAGUGAUUCCUUGACAGUCUUUCUGUAAAUGUGAAAGUACAGGAAAUAUUUAUAAAUAUUUCCUUUAAAAAAUCUUAAAAAGCUUGUGUUUUAGCUGUACUUUAAGGCACAUUCAAACAACUGACUUUUUUAAAUUGUUGUAGUGAUAUCCCAAUUGUAGGCUUCUUGUCUGUAUCUGACUUGUACUAUUGACAAGGCCUAUUUUGUUAAAAUAAAAUCUGUAUUAAAAUGAA
This is a messenger RNA of Centruroides sculpturatus (bark scorpion), 3344 nucleotides long. RefSeq names its product mothers against decapentaplegic homolog 3-like (gene Smox). The coding region runs from base 111 to 1364 and encodes 417 amino acids. The record is from RefSeq and is a predicted model, not a curated record. Gene Ontology annotation, cellular component: heteromeric SMAD protein complex. The transcript has 8 exons. Gene Ontology annotation, molecular function: RNA polymerase II cis-regulatory region sequence-specific DNA binding; DNA-binding transcription factor activity, RNA polymerase II-specific; I-SMAD binding. Gene Ontology annotation, biological process: SMAD protein signal transduction; transforming growth factor beta receptor signaling pathway; cell differentiation. Lineage: Eukaryota; Metazoa; Arthropoda; Arachnida; Scorpiones; Buthidae.